Molecule: messenger RNA, 4295 nt
Organism: Bicyclus anynana (squinting bush brown)
Lineage: Eukaryota; Metazoa; Arthropoda; Insecta; Lepidoptera; Nymphalidae
Product: zinc finger protein 709
Exons: 15
Coding region: 123-1988 (621 amino acids)
Biological process (GO): regulation of transcription by RNA polymerase II
Cellular component (GO): nucleus
Molecular function (GO): zinc ion binding; DNA-binding transcription factor activity, RNA polymerase II-specific; RNA polymerase II transcription regulatory region sequence-specific DNA binding
Source: RefSeq, a predicted model, not a curated record
AUUUUUAUUUACGAUUCUGCAUUUUAUUAUUUAAAGUGUACUUUAAUUAGAUUAUAAUAAUCUAAAAUUUUAGACCUUUGCCAACCAGGAUUGACGGUUCUAUUAUUCCCAAACAACACGACAUGGAGUUUCGUGGAAGACGUAUAAUGAGAAAUAUCCACAAAAAUGUUUUACCGGAUCAAGCACAGUUCUGUGUGACAUGCUUGAGAACUGACUGUAAGCUGUACCCUUUCACACAAUACAGUUUGGGAGAGGCUUAUGAGCUGUUGACUGGGAAUUCACUGCAGCAAGAGGUGAGGUUUACUUCCAAAUUCUGCACUGAAUGUGCUCACAGACUGACUUCAUGCCGCAAAUUCAGAGCCAGGAGUCUACAGGCUUAUGAUGCAUUGGUGGAACUAGCUCAGAUGCAUGAUGUGCUAACAACUGAAGACAUAAAGUCAAUAAACAACAAAUACAGCAGUUGUUUGUCAUAUUCUGACGUCACGCUCACACUGGUAACACCGGAGCACGACUCGAGUGCCACGAACCAACAUGAUGUUAAAGUUGAACCAAAAGUGGAACAUAUAAAGAGUGAAGCCGGUGAAGAGUUGUCUGAUGAUGGAGACAAGGACUCAGGGAAUCCCAAUGAUGUUGAUAUGGAAAACAUUGAGGAACUUCAUGAAAAUGUUAAAGAUACAAUGAACAGAGGUAACAUAGACACGGCUAAACCAAAAACCAAAAGGAAACCCAAAAUCAAAAAAGGUUACAAAACAUCUGCCGAGGUGCAAGAAAUGAUGAAACUAUUUCAUUUAAACAAACUUACUAUUGAAGAGCAACUCGCAGACAUACAAAACAGGAAGGAAUCCAGUAAUUAUAAAAAUUCUGUAUACAAAUGUGAUGUGUGCUUUAAGGGAUUUGCUUCACAAAAUACAUAUGAAACACAUCUAAAGAUGCAUAGUACUGAAUAUGGACAGUUCCUGUGUGAGAUAUGCAAAGUGUACACAAAAAGUGCCAGCGCAUUACGCCUGCAUUGCAAGGAGAGUCACAGCACUACAUACAACUGCGUGUCCUGUCCGUUCGUCACUAAACAAAAAUGCAGCGCAGUGAGCCACGCGCGCUGGCAUACGGGUGUAAAGUACAAGUGUGAACUGUGUCCUGAGGAGUAUGAUAAGAAGACGUCACUAUUGUCUCACACACGACUGAGUCACCCGUCGGACGUGGCGUGUCCCUUCUGCGGCUACUGCUUCGUGAACCAGUACGGGCUGAGGAAGCAUCUGGAGAUGAAGCAUCGCUUCGACAGCGCACAGGAGGUGACAGGUCCACUUUGCGGUGAGUGUGACAUUCGCUUCGCGAGCGAAGCCGCAUUCCAGCAACAUGUGCUCGUCUCGCCCAAACACAACACUGACCGACUGCAUCGUAACCAGCCCAGCGUGAAACACAAACGUAGAAGCAGUACGAAGAUAGUGGAGUGCGAACAGUGUGGUCUGUCUUGCAAUGGCUACCGCAUAUACUACAGCCACUUCGCGCGCCUGCACCCGCGCGCCGCGCCCGCUCAGAGCGCGCCGCGCACGCACCUCUGCGAGCUGUGCGGGCUAGCGUUCUCGUCGCGCUGGACUUUGAGGGACCACGAGCAGUUGCACCAGAGCAGCACGGUCUUCCAAUGUGACAUAUGUAAAAGCAAAUACUCAAGGAGAUACAGUUUAAUUAACCAUAUGAAGAGUCACUGUAAACCACCGCCUGUGUUCGAAUGCCCCAUAUGUGGGAAGAAAUUUAAUAAUAAAGGAAACACGCACAGACAUAUUAUGAGCCACAGCGAGCUGAGGCCGUUCGAGUGUCCGCAGUGCGGCCAGCGCUUCGUGACGGCGGCGGACCGGCGCGCGCACCGCCGGCACGCGCACCGCCGCCAGCCGUGGCCCGGCCGGCGCGCCGAGCGCGUGCGCGCCAGUCGCCGCCGGGACGACAAGGAGCCCGCCCGACAGCUGCUCAAGACAGAAACAGCAAAAACGUGACGUGUAACUGACAGCCGAGAGAGCCCAGUGGAUAUGCCGUCGAUCUGGAGGGCGUAGGUUUGAAUCCGGUCCGGGGCAUGCGCUUCCAACUUUUCAGUUGUGUGCUAAAAUUGAAUAUCACGUGUCUCAAACGGUGAAGGAAAACAUCGUGAGGAAACCUGCAUACCAGAGAAUUUUCUCAAUUCUCUGCAUGUGUGAAGUCUGCCAAUCCGCAUUGGGCCAGCGUGGUGGACUAUUGGCCUAACCUCUCUCAUUCUGAGAGGAGACUCGAGCUCAACAGCGAGCCGUGUAUGGGUUUUUAAUGAUAAUGAUGAUAAUUAAUUUUAUACCUACAUGAUAUUAUUUUAACUUUAAAAAUAUAGGUGUUAUGAAGUCAAUUAUGUAUUAUGAAAUUUUCAAUAAGUAAUAUUUAAAAAAAAUGUACUUACAUAACAUAGUCCAAGAUAAAAUGAAAUAUAAGUAUUUGUAAAUGGAUCUUUGUUUUAUUUUAUAUCUAUUUUAAUCUAUGGGUUCCAGUUUUUUUUAUUUGUAUAUAAAUUUCUUGAACCUAAUACAUUCUUUGGUAGAGCCAUAGAUAGAUUACCAUAAUCAUUGACCUCUUAUAAUAAAAGGACGCACAAUCUUGUAGAAAAUUUAACUUAAAAACUGGCCAAUUUUGCUUUGACAGUUUUAGAAUUAUUGGUAAAGAAAAUCUACACUUAUAAUAAAUCUGUAGAGAGGUCAAUUCUGUACAUGAAAUAUAUUUCCAAAAUAACUAUCAGGGGGUGAUUAGUGGUCGAUACUGAUGCCAAAAAUGCAAUCAGUAAAAUUUUUGUCUGUCUGUCUGUCUGUAUGUUCUUUAUAGAAACAAAAACUACUCGACGGAUUUUAACAAAACUUGGUACAAUUAUUCUUCAUACAGGGUCGGGGUAGGGUAGGGGUAAGGUAGGGUUGAGUAGGGUAGUGGCAAGGGUAGUAGUAGGGUUUCACGCGGACGAAGUCGCGGGCGUCCGCUAGUUAUAAAUAAAGGACUUUAAAUAUAGUCCAAUAUUCAAUAAAAUCCCAAAUUCAACCUUAUGCAUUGAGUUGAAUUUGCAAAUGCGACUACAUGAAUUGAGUGCCAAGAAGUUGUGUUUGGCACUCAUUGAGUGGGGACGUUUUUUGGUCGCUGAUUGUGCAUCCACUUUUUAAUAGGAGAUCGAUGACUAUAAUAAACACUUAACCAGUUACCAGUGAUGGAAAAGUUACCCAAUAUUUAAAAAUUAUCAUUUUAAUGAAACACGCAAAUAUGUUAAAACAUAUAUACUAUGCACAAAAAUUAAGGGAGCAGAAAAAAAAUCCAAAUUUUUGGGGGAUUUUCAACAGGCUGUAACUUAUACAAAAAUGGUCGUACAGCAAAAAAAUAAAAAGCAAAUUGUAGCUCUAAGUGUUUAGUUUUUGGAUCUGAGUUUGAAAAUCUUUUUUUGAAAAUAUUUUUCGAGUAAUCAUAAGUAAACCACCGAAAAAAAAAUUUUCGAAAUUUUUUUGAGUUUUUUUUAAAUCUACGGACGUGGAAAAAAUUUUUUCGACUCAACCUCCAUAUGGACCGGAUAGCUUGUUUAUUCAGAUUUAAUUUCGUUUUUUUUAAAUCUCGAUACGAGCAUUUCUCGCUGAGAUAUCGAUGUUUGAAUGGAAAAAGAUCAUUUUGUCUUUGAUUACAAAAAUUAAGAAUUUCGCUCUGAAAAUGUCAUAAUUUUAAUCAAAAAUAAAAAAAAAAUUUUUUUAAUUUUUCUCUCAAUUCUGUAUUAGUGACUUGAAAAAUUAAAACAAAAAAAAAAAUUAUGACAUUUUCAGAGCGAAAUUCUUGCUCCUUUAAUUUUUUAAAAAUUCGAUCAAGUGGGAAAAAAAAACGGUUGGCUGGAUUGAAUUGAAACUUUGUAGGGUUUUUAUGGGUAUAUUGAACAGUAAAAGGCACACUUAACGUCAGUGGUUUCCGCAAUAUUUUUGAUUGGGCGCUUGAUUUUCCAAAAAACGACAAAAAGCCCUUUUUUGGAUGCUUUUUCAAAUUCAUGUAAUGAUUGAAAAAAAUUUUUUUUUUCAAAAUUCAAUUGCCAAUCCUUGUAGAGAUUUUAUUCAAUUUUUUUUGGUGGUUUUCUUAUGAUUACUCGAAAAAUAUUUUCAAAAAAAAAUUUUCAAACUCAGAUCCAAAAACUAAACACUUAGAGCUACAAUUUGCUUUUUAUUUUUUUGCUGUACGACCAUUUUUGUAUAAGUUACAGCCUGUUGAAAAUCCCCCAAAAAUUUGGAUUUUUUUUUCUGCUCCCUUAAUUUUUGUGCAUAGUAUAUUUC